Messenger RNA from Colossoma macropomum (tambaqui), 2645 nucleotides. It is a transcript of the gene tacc1, whose product is annotated as transforming, acidic coiled-coil containing protein 1. Gene Ontology annotation, cellular component: cytoplasm. Gene Ontology annotation, biological process: cerebral cortex development; mitotic spindle organization; cell population proliferation. The transcript is spliced from 14 exons. NCBI's taxonomy places the organism in Eukaryota, Metazoa, Chordata, Actinopteri, Characiformes, Serrasalmidae. The record is from RefSeq and is a predicted model, not a curated record. Bases 137 to 2422 code for a protein of 761 amino acids.
AGAGAGAGAGAAGAGAGAGAGAGAGAGUGACUCAGACUGGGUGGAUCAGACUGGACUGUUUUUAUCCUGACCAGCGCAGGAGUGUGUGUAUGUGUGUUUAGACCAGUCUAAGCAGCGUGUGUGUUAGUGAACGGAGAUGUCGUGGCUGUCGCCCGUUCAGUGGGCUAAAUGGACGUGGUCGGCCGUGAGAGGAACGGGUGAGGAGGAGGAGGAUGAGGGGAUACGAGAGGAAGAGGAUUCUCUCAGAGAAAGAGAAGAGGAAGAGGAGAAAUCACAGAGUUCGGACUCAGAGGGCCAGUUCGAGACGCCCGAGACGGAGACACCCGUCCAUCACCCACUUAAUGACCCAGCAGCCCUGGCCCCGCCCACAGGAGACAUCACAGGUUUAGAGGAAGACAGUGAGGACCAGCGACUUUCCAUUGCUGAGGAAGCCGAGCAGAUCUCCGUCCAGCUUGAAGCGGACCACCAACAUGAGGCUUUAUCUCUGCAAGACCACAGGCUGACCCCACAGCAAACCAAUGACCCCCAUGUUAAACCCUCCAGCAUGACCACUGAGCCGGCUGAGGGUCCAGAACAGCAUUCCCAGCCUGUGUGUAACGGCCACCUUCCGGAACAUUCCCAAACUUCAGUUCCCAAACCACGGCCUCCGUCUCUGAAGAUGAAAUCUCCGCUGAAUGCCGUUGACCCGAACGAGGUGGACGAUGAGCCUCCUCCAGUGCCAAAGGGCAGCUACAGUUUCGACCCAGAUCAAUAUGAUGCUAACUUCAAUCCAUUUGCUAGCGGCGGAUCCAAGCUGCAGAAUUCCCCAACCCUACCAAAGGGCACGUAUAGCUUUGAUCCAGACAGCUUUGACGACUCCUUGGAUCCUUUCAAGCCGUCAAAGUCUUUCAGCAAUGACUCCGCUGAUUCCCAGCCUGCAUCCUCCAGCGUCCCAAAAACACAACUUCCAGACCCUGAAUCCAAUUACCAGGCAGAUGCUGGGGAGGAAAAUGCUGGACCCAAGAAAAUUCCAGCACAGAAGCAAGGAAAAAGGCCUAGCGCUAAAGUCACGCCUAAAAAACAGCGAGCUAAACCUGCACCACAACAGCCAGAAGCUACAGAACAGUCCUCCAAGCCAGGAUGUGACUCAGAAGCUCCUUUGAACGUUGACGAUAUCCCUAUUCCCAAAAAAUCAUACAACUUCGACCCCAGCCAAUGGGACGACCCCAAUUUCAACCCGUUUGGAGGAACUAGCAAACUUAGCAGCUCCCUAACUCCUGCUAAAGCAGUGUAUACAUUCGAUCCAGACAACUUUGACGACUCCAUUGAUCCUUUUAAGUCGACUAAAGUUUUUGGAGCAGGCGGUGACUCGGCAAAGGCAGAAACUGAGAAAAAUUUGGAUAUACACGAUGAACAAACAAGCCAAGAGUGCCCUCUGGUGGAGGAGAGGAAAGUGCGCCAGUCGCCCAAGAAAAACAAGGACAGGAUCAUCACGAACUCCUGUAAAGUGAAGAAAUAUGAGAAUAAGUCUUUAGUGCUGGACGUCUGCAAUCAGGGUGAGGAGGUGCAGGAGGAGUCUGUUACUCCGUUGGAUCUCCCUGUACGACACGCCACUGAUGAGGAGAAGCUGGCCUCCACAGGAAUGGUGCAGAAAGACCCGACAGACACGAAAACCACAGAUGACCUACAGAUGGGCAAAACGGACCACUUCAGUGAGAAGGAAGUCUGCACACCUACUGAGGGCUUGUGUAAGCCCCCAGCUCUGAUUGGCUGUGAGAAGACAGAGAAGUCCUCUCCAGGUCUGGAUUCCAUCCCCCUCAGCGAAAUGGACAAAGCAGCUGUACUGACCCUCAUCAGAGAGGAGAUCAUUACUAAAGAGAUCGAGGCGAACGAGUGGAAGAGGAAGUAUGAGGAGAGCAGGAUGGAGGUGAUAGAGAUGAGGAAAAUAGUGGCUGAAUAUGAGAAGACGGUGGCACAGAUGAUAGAAGAUGAGCAGAGAAAGAAUAUGGGCUCCCAGAAGAGCGUCCAGCAGCUGACCAUGGAGAGGGACCAGGCACUGGCUGACCUCAACUCAGUGGAGCGAUCGCUCUCUGACCUCUUCAGACGCUACGAGAACAUGAAGACCGUGCUGGAGGGGUUUAAGAAGAAUGAGGAGGUGUUGAAGAAGUGCGCUCAGGAGUAUCUGGCGAGGGUGAAACAGGAGGAGCAGCGCUACCAUACACUCAAACUGCACGCAGAGGAGAAACUCGACAAGGCAAAUGAGGAGAUUGCCCAGGUGCGUUCAAGGGCGAAUGCGGAGAGCGUGGCGCUAAACGCCAGUCUGAGGAAAGAACAGAUGAAGGUGGAGUCUCUGGAGAGAGCGCUAGAACAGAAGAAUCAAGAGAUCGAGGAGCUGACGAAGAUUUGCGAUGAACUCAUAGCCAAACUGGGCACAACAGACUAACACUCAGCGAGAUAGACUCUUCCAGCCUCCGACACCCUCCCCCAGCUCCUCAAACUUCGCUUUAACACCUAUAAACCCACUCCCAAACUGCCCAGAGUGUACAUCUGCACAUCUGGGCUGCCUCCUGAAGAAGGAGGAGUCCUUGCUUCCUCUCCUCAAGCAUGAAAACGCAACAACGGCUGAUAAAAUGAAGGAAUAAAGUGGAAUGGAAAGCAAAAAAAAA